Messenger RNA from Miscanthus lutarioriparius, 282 nucleotides. The record is from the annotation of a GenBank genome assembly. NCBI's taxonomy places the organism in Eukaryota, Viridiplantae, Streptophyta, Magnoliopsida, Poales, Poaceae.
AUGGCGGCGGCGGCUGCGGCACCGGACGCUCGCCGUGCCCGGGCCCGCGGGAGGUCGUGGGACUUCGCGCAGUCGCUGUGGGACCCGUACGAGCUCGUCGCCGUGGCGCGGAGGCUCGAGUCCGGCCUCGUCAUCGCCGACCACGCCGCCCCCGCGCCACAGGAUGGGGGCGACGCGCGGGGAGCAGCGGAGAAGCGGGGCAGGGAGAGCGGCCGCAGCCUGAGGAACCUGUUCCUUCGCUCCACCUCGAAGAGGUUCGGGUUCGAGGAACCAAGCAGCUAG